Messenger RNA from Aspergillus japonicus CBS 114.51, 690 nucleotides. RefSeq lists its product as uncharacterized. Bases 133 to 576 code for a protein of 147 amino acids. The transcript has a single exon. The record is from RefSeq and is a predicted model, not a curated record. Lineage: Eukaryota; Fungi; Ascomycota; Eurotiomycetes; Eurotiales; Aspergillaceae.
CAUGUCAGUGAUACACCAUGUGAGGUGGCUCAGAUUGAUGUGAUUGUGUUGUUCUCAUUCAUGCAUACAUCACAUAUUCUGGUCUCCGGUCUCGACCCCGAGACUGUUGUGGGGUGACGUGACCGGCAGGUCAUGGCUCCCUUGGUCGCAAAAACAGAUGAUAGUCUGGAAAUCGAGGGUCGAUCGAUUAAUGGGCCGCUGUCUGUUGGCUGUCAUUCCAUUUGUUGGGUUCCGAUGGAUGCAAUGCGGAUGGGGGCUGCUAGGGUCGGUGGUGAUCACGGGAUGGAGACCGGAGGACUCGGAAAAGUCCCUGACUCCAUGCAAGUACAAGGACAAUGUCAAUUUGCACUUGAUCAUUGCGAUACGCCCGAACUCAAAUAUUCGAUACUGCUUGCCAUGUAUUGCAAGAUCUUAAUGCCGCCCAACGGUUACUGGAAAACCAGUCGCGGUCUCAAUUUCAGGCGUGGCGUCUCACCCCACAUCUCCCCGGGAUUGAGUAUUGUCCGCCGUCGGGAACGCCACCAGGUCCUGCAUUCAGUGGCAAUGAAUCUAGUCAAUCGAAAAGGUAUGCACUGACCACUCUCGGACUCAUGAUUGAUGGUUCCUGUCGGUCGGUCGGUCGGUCGCCGAGACGGGGUGUUUGAAUCCCAAAGAGGCCCCAUCACCGCCGGUAUGGGGUUCGGCUCGGGG